GUUUGUUAAAAGGACAUGGCUUUCUCUUUUGUACUCACAUACUAUAAGUAGCAUCUCUCUCAUUGUUGUAACUGAAUGAAUAAUACACAUUCUUUCCUCAUCUUCACUGCUCUGUUCUCUCUCUCUCUCUCUCUCUCUCUCUCUCUCUCUCUCUCUCUCUCUCUUAUUCUGUUUUUGUUCCUUCGAGCUAAUAUCGAAAAAAAAUAAUAAUACAAAAAAUUUACAGAAAGUUCACUUUCACAAUUUCCUCAGCUCAUUAAUGCGACGACCAUUGAGGAAAUCAUUCGAUUCCCAAUCCCAAACACUUCCACCGCUAAGCUUUUCCAGCUAUGGAUCAUUUUGGUGAACAUAUGGAGUUGCUAAAACUCUCCAAAUUCAAGCUCCAGCUCGGAACUCUCAUCUCUGAAUUUCGAGAAGUCCGAGAACGGGAACGUUCGGCGACGGAGCACCUUCAUCAUCGAAUUCAGAAACAAAAGCAAAAUGAAGAAGAUUUCGCUAGGAAGAUUCAGGAAUUGCAAGCUGAAUUAUCUUCCUCUAAUGAACAUCGCCAGAAGCUUGAGAGAAAGGUAAAUUAUCUUCAAAAUGACAAUGUGUUGCUCGAAAACAAGCAAAAAGAGUUGCAGGAAACCAUACACAACCUAAGCCAAUCAAAGGAAUGUUUUGUGAAUGCGUAUGAGGAAUCUACUUGUGAUAUGAAGCGCGCAAUUCAAAUAAGGGAUAGGAAGCUUGGCGUCCUAUCUGAAAAAGUAAAGUCUCAUUUAUUGUUAUUUGAUUCUAUAGAGAAAGAGGCAGUUUCCGUCAAGCAAGUUGUCGAUAAUGUGCAACACAUGAUGAGUGAAAAAGAAGAUCUAGUGGCUGACUUGAACAACAAACUGGAUAAAGUCUCUGCAUUCGAGAAAGUGUUUGUUGAAAGGAUUGUUGACUUGGAAGAAAAACUGAAAUGUGAAGAAUAUGAGAUACAAAGAAAGAAUAGAGUAAUCUCGGAGCUUGAAGCACAGGUUGAGGCAGCAAAAGUUAGUACUGCCUGUCAAACUCAGAUAGAUGAGCUUCAGAAAAUUCUUUCAUCAAAGGACGUAGUCAUUGAGAAUCUAAUUUCAGAAAAAGAGGUUUGGAUAUUUGGUUCUCAGUCACUUAUUUAUGCUUUUAUGUGUCAAUUACCUUUCAAACAUUUCUUGAAAAAUUGGUUUCAGGCACUGCACUCUGAACUUCAGAGUUUGGGUAUUGUCAUAAAGAGUAUUCAGGGCAAUCUCAAAAAUAUUAAUGAAGAGGAUAAAGACAGGUUCGCCUCAAUACUUGAAUACCAAGAAGGAAGCAUCAUGGCUUUGACAACUGGUAACAGGAUUGAUAAUGUUAACGGAAACAGCACAGGAAGAUGCUCAAACAAGGAUUACAUGAUUGGGGCUGCAGCAUGUACAGAUUCAUCUCUAUCUCCAAAGUCUGUUGGCACACACUUACUGGAAAGCAUUAGCGUGGAUUCGUGUGUGUCAAAGCUUCCUCAGAGCCUCAAUCAGUAAUUAAUGCUCCAUGCAUUUCUGCAAAUGAGGAGAAUGUAGGAGAGAAGCCAUUUUUUCCUACCUUGGCUACAUGAGUUCAUUUUAACAAAUUUUUUUCUUCAAAUAUUUUGUGUCAUUAAUAUUUUGAUUUAGUUUCUGAAGUAAGGUUGCAUUUUGAAAUUACUCUAGAAAAAAUUUCUCUGUAAUAUCUAUCAGAAUUUUGGCCUUAAUUUGGCUUUAUUUAGGUUGAUGCCUUGAAAUAGUAAUAUGCACGGACAAAAAUUUAUAAUCAA
Cannabis sativa is the source of this 1786-nucleotide messenger RNA. RefSeq lists its product as uncharacterized. Bases 330 to 1514 code for a protein of 394 amino acids. The transcript is spliced from 12 exons. The record is from RefSeq and is a predicted model, not a curated record. Lineage: Eukaryota; Viridiplantae; Streptophyta; Magnoliopsida; Rosales; Cannabaceae.